ACGCCGACACAGAAUGUUUGACCUCUCACGGUUGCCGUAGUUCCGUACGUCAUCAACAUACGUCUUCACAAACAUCUUCCACUAACUACGCCAUCUCUGCUGUGGAUGAUGUGACCCUACAGCUGGACUCCUGCAGGAUGAUCAAGUUCCUGCUGAUGGUGAACCAGCAGGGUCAGACCCGACUCUCCCGGUACUUCGAGCCCGUAGAACUGAACCGGAGAGCGGCGCAGGAAGCCGCCGUCGUCCGCUGCUGUCUGAGCCGUAACAAGGAGCAGUGCUCGUUUGUGGAGUACCAGGACUUUAAGCUGGUGUACCGGCAGUACGCGGCCCUGUACGUGGUGGUCGGAGUGUCUCACACUGAGAAUGAACUGUCCAUCUUUGAGCUGAUCCAGAACUUUGUGGAGGUUCUGGAUAGAUACUUCAGUCGCGUGACACUGUCUGAUUCAACUAAAGGCACAGCUGGAGGUGGAUUCCAGCUCCUCACAUCCCUACUUGGGAAUAAUUUGUUCAGGAAACAAAUGUUGGCUUUUCCUUGACCAGGCGACUGAACCAGAUUAUGUUUCACCUGGACUCUGUUCACAUAAUCCUGGAUGAGAUGAUCCAGAACGGUCACAUCGUGGAGACGAACAAGAACCGCAUCCUUGCUCCACUCACUGCAAUCAAUAAGAUGGCGGAUGGAUGACGAGCAGGAUGUCAUCUGGACAGGUGUCACAUUGUAUAUUCUAUUUUUGUUAAUAAAGGUUUGUUAAAAAAAAUCUGGACAGGUGUGAAGUGACACCAGGAAUAUUUCAGUUAAAUGUUUUAUAUCACCAUGGAGGAGAGGACCAGACGCCCCCGGUUCUUUAAACUGAACUUUGAGUUCACAUAUUGUUUUCUGUUAACCUCAGCUGGUCUGCCUUUUGUUAAAACUGAAUCAUUCCGGCUCCCAACUCAAGUGAUGAUCCAGAGUUCUGAACCAGUUUAAACAGGAUCUUUAAUCUCUUUGGUGCCGCCAGUCUGGUUCUUUCGGCGGAUCCGUUAGCCAAAGGGAACCGAGUCUGACGGUACCCACCAGAAAUCCACUGAAGAUCCAGAGACCCACAUGAACCCUGAUUUCCACAUAAGGUAAACAAUAAAAUUGUUAAAAACUUCA
This is a messenger RNA of Nothobranchius furzeri (turquoise killifish), 1132 nucleotides long. RefSeq names its product adaptor related protein complex 4 subunit sigma 1 (gene ap4s1). Gene Ontology annotation, cellular component: intracellular membrane-bounded organelle. NCBI's taxonomy places the organism in Eukaryota, Metazoa, Chordata, Actinopteri, Cyprinodontiformes, Nothobranchiidae. The record is from RefSeq and is a predicted model, not a curated record. Gene Ontology annotation, biological process: vesicle-mediated transport; protein transport.